Messenger RNA from Bombina bombina (fire-bellied toad), 1708 nucleotides. RefSeq names its product zinc finger protein 33B. NCBI's taxonomy places the organism in Eukaryota, Metazoa, Chordata, Amphibia, Anura, Bombinatoridae. Gene Ontology annotation, biological process: negative regulation of transcription by RNA polymerase II. The record is from RefSeq and is a predicted model, not a curated record. The transcript is spliced from 10 exons. Gene Ontology annotation, molecular function: DNA-binding transcription repressor activity, RNA polymerase II-specific. The coding region runs from base 39 to 1589 and encodes 516 amino acids.
UUUAGACCAUUUUUGUUGGUCUCUGUGUUUGAUUCACGAUGAACAAGAUGAAGGAGAAGAAAAAAAUCACAGAGAAGAUACUAAAUCACGCGCUGGAGAUUAUCUAUCUACUGACUGGAGAGAAAUAUAUCCUUGUGAAAAAGAAUUCUCCCCACAGCAGCGUACACCAGCUAACCGGCGAGGUUUCCAUUAAAUGUGAUGAUGUUGCUGUCUAUUUCUCUAUGGAAGAGUGGGACUAUAUAGAAGGACACAAGGACGUCUAUAAAGCUGUGAUGAUAGAGGAUGAUCCUCACAUAUCCAGGAAUUCGGAAAACCCAGCACCUAAGAGCGCAGAGACAUCUAAAGAACAUCUGGACCCUGUACAAAGUAGUGAUGCAGAACAGUGCAGACAAGAUACAGAGGAUAAUCAGUCUAAGCCCGAGGCAGAAAUCUCCACUUGUAAAGAAAUUGUUGACGCUAUUUCAAAUGGGGAAAAAAGUGAUGAGACAACUGACAAUUCUACUCAACCAGCGAUGACGUCUUCAAACUGCUCUGUAGAAAAUCUAGACAGAAUCAUAACUGAAGAUAAAGAAGUGGUUACAAGUUGUGUUCAUCUAGCAAAGGAAUCCUCAAAUACUGCAGAAAAUGUAGACUUGAUAACAAUUGAAGAUGAAGAAGACGUUAAUAGAUGUGAAAGAUUUAUUGAACCAGCAGACAACUCUUCCGACACUUCUAUAGAAAAGGAAACGGAACUAGCGGAAGAUGCGACUUCGACGUACCAGACAGGAAUUCAGGACCAAAAGCAUGAAGCAGAUUCAGACGCAAGUCUUCUUGACGAAAGUGUAGACACCAUAUUAAUUAGCGAGGAUGAAGAAGAUGAAAAGAAUUUUCAAAAGGCGGAUUUAUAUUCAGACUCUUACGCAGAAUACUCAUUACAAGCAGAAGGACCUCUGUACAGAAACACGUUUGAAGAGUCUAUCACAGUGGACCGUUCCUCAAAUCUGAUGGUGGAGAACAUCUCAAAUAUGUUUCAAGCUAAGCCUGAAGGAAACUCUCUUUACUCAUCAUCCUUUUGCAAUCCUCAUUCAUCUGUAUCGUUUAACUGUGAACAAUCUAUGGACUCUCCAAACAGGAAUUUUGUCAAUAGCUGCAACAACAUAGCGAUGACAAAUAUGCAAAAUGACAAGAAAAUUAGCAUACAUUAUGCUAACAUAAUUAAUAGAAUGCCCUUGUAUAACGAUGAUCUGUUAACACAUAGAGAAGAAAAAACCCAUCAAUGCAAUGUAUGUGGCAAACAGUUUCCUUACAAGUCUCGUCUUACUAUACAUCUGAGAUCUCAUACCGGAGAGAAGCCCCAUGGUUGCAAUGAAUGCGGCAAACGUUUUGCGGACAAAUCAAAUCUGUCCGUGCAUCAGAGAUCACACACAGAUGAUAGGCCGCAUAAAUGCAAUGUAUGUGGCAAACGAUUCCUUACUAAAACUAAACUUAUUGUACAUUACAGAUCCCACACUGGUGAGAAACCUUAUAGAUGCUUUGAAUGUGGGAGACAUUUUGCAGACAAAUCUAAUCUUGUGGCCCAUCGUAGGAUACAUAGAGGAGGAGUAUCAUAGCUUUGAUGAAUAGUUUAUUUGUCAACAGAAUUCAUGUUUUGCAUCAGUCAUGUACUAUGGAAGAAUAUAAUUUAUUGAGCGUCUUUCUUCCCAAAGGAACUUAAAAAAACAUUAGUGCA